AUGAGUCAACUGGUUAGGAUGGAUCAGAGUGGAAGCCAGGCACAAAGCUGCAAUAGCAGAACGGAACAAACCGCCGAAUAUCCGCUGAAAGGUCGGCCGGCAUUGUUGCUCGAUUCACGACUUGUUUGCAAGUAUGAAGUAUUAGCUGUGAUUGGCAAAGGAUCUUUCUCUCAAGUUCUUCGGGUUCAGCACCGACUUACGCAUAAAUUUUACGCAGUCAAGUUAGUUGCAUCCGAUUGCGGAACUGUAAAUAAUGAAUUAGCGAUAUUAAGUCGUCUACAGCAUCCUUUUGUAAUCAAACUGGAAGAAGUAUUUAAAUCUUCUUCACGGUUAUUUAUCGUGAUGGAAAUGGCAGGUGGUGGUGAGAUGUAUAAUCGUGUAGUAGCCAAAGGAAGGUAUUCAGAAUCUGAAGCUCGGCAAGCUCUUCGAAUGCUUCUGAAUGGUUUGGCUUACUUGCAUAGCAUCCGAGUAACUCAUCGCGAUCUAAAACCCGAAAACCUGCUUUAUAGUGAUCUGACACCUGAUGCUAGGCUUUUAAUCACUGAUUUUGGUCUCGCUUAUCAGGCCCAAACACCAGAAGAAAAAAUGACCGAAACUUGUGGCACUCCUGAGUAUAUUGCACCCGAGGUGCUUUUACGUUCACCAUACAACGAAAAAGUUGACAUGUGGGCAGUUGGUGUGAUAGCAUACAUCUUAAUGUCGGGAAUAAUGCCAUUUGAUGAGGAUUGCCGAUCUCGAUUAUAUACUCAGAUUAUCACAGCUAAUUAUGUUUAUUAUCCUCAGUUUUGGUCUGGCUCAGAAUUAGCAAAGGAUUUUGUAGAUUCCUUAUUAGAAACUGAUCCAGAAACACGUCUGAGUGCAACAGAUGCCGUGAAACACGAAUGGUUUGUGGGACGAAGAAAUCAACAAAUAAAAGUUACAAUUAAAGCACGACCUGCUUCUGAUUUUACAGCCGUUCCACGAACGCGCUCUUCACGCUCCAUCAGAAGCGUCACACGUUCAGACCACGGCCAUCGUGUAGAUCCACGUGAAAUUGAUCAACUUGCUGGUGACUUGCAACGUUUAGUGAAGUUUCAACAACAUUCAACUAAGCAUUACGGCUUUGUGUAG
Molecule: messenger RNA, 1110 nt
Organism: Thelazia callipaeda (thelaziosis nematode)
Lineage: Eukaryota; Metazoa; Nematoda; Chromadorea; Rhabditida; Thelaziidae
Source: the annotation of a GenBank genome assembly